UUAGUCAACACUUUUUUGCUGCAGCAAACACGAAAUACGACGGAAGAUUAGUAAAAAGAAAUUUUCAUUGCUAAGGGGAAAAGUUGUGUUUGAAAUUCGUAUUAAUAGUAAUUACAAAACGAAAUAUAAAUAAAUGCCGGUGAAAAAUGGCGAAUCGGAUGCCGAGGGCGAUGUGUCGGGCGCUGAAACGGAACGCUCAAAUUCGAGCCAAGCACACGACACAUCUGACGAGGAGGAAGAGGAGGAGGAGGAGGCCAAUGAAUGCGACAGCGAUGAUUCCUCUGAAAUGGAUGCCAGCGAAAUUGAGCGCCGACGCGCCGAAUACCUUGAGGAUUUGGCGAGCUUGGAGCGACAAUUUGGCCAAUUGCGUGAACAAUAUUAUUACGAACGCAUCAGUUUAAUCGAUCGCCAGCUGUCCGAAGUGCGUGCCGGACGAUCCGAGGAGUUCCUGCAGCCACAAAAAGAGCUGGACAAAGUCUAUCGCACACGCAUCGAGGUCGCGGAUGUGUUGCGCAAGUUUCGACUGCAAAACAUUGAGCACAAAUAUCUGUCCGAGGAGCAGGCAGCCGCCCAGCACUUUGAGAGCGAAAAACAAAUGACGAUGGAUUAUUUGCGCGAAGAUCUGUUGGAACGCAUACGACGGCUAGAGGAGGAUCGUCACAAUGUCGAAAUCUCCUGGGACAAUUGGGGCAACGAUAAGCGACAAAGUAAAGUACGAGGUCCUGGACGCAAAAAGGCCGUAACAGUCACCGGCCCCUAUGUCGUUUAUAUGCUGCGCGAGGAGGACAUCAUGGAGGAUUGGACCAUCAUUCGCAAGGCGCUCAAACGUUCCUCCACAACAGCAGCAACAGGAGGCAGUGGUGGCAGCACAGCUGUGGCAACGACAGCAGCAGGCGUGCCCAGCAGCGGAGGAGGCGGCGGGAGCGGAAGCGGCGGAUUGUUGAGCGUCCAAUUGGCGGCCACAGCUAUGGUGGGCGGUGGAUAACGGUGGCGUGCCGCGGCCGCUGCGGCUGCUGCCAACAAUCAUGGACAUCAUGGUCGCAAUGCGGCGCUUAUCUAAAUGAAGCAUCAAUAGAUUACAAAGCGAUAAUAAUCUAAAUCAGUUGGAUGCGAAGUUUUUAACGUUCUCAAUUAUGCGAAUUGACAAAAAAAAGGCAACACAAACACAUUAUGAACAUAAGCGAUUGCAACAAAUUAUGACGCCCCCCCAAACUUUUUGAAAACGAAACUUAAUUGUAAAACUCUAGUGUAAAUUAAUGUAAUAAACUAUAAGAUAUAUCACCCACAUAUAUAUCUAUAUAUAAGUUGUAUAUAUAUAAAUAUAAUUGUAAAACUCCACAUGAAUAUAUAAAAAAUAUUGUGUAAUAAGGAUUCGCACAGUUCUCAACCAAUCAAUCAAUGCAUGUAAUUUAUUAUAUGUAAGACAAAAACUAAAUAAAAUCA
Messenger RNA from Drosophila albomicans, 1443 nucleotides. It is a transcript of the gene Brms1, whose product is annotated as breast cancer metastasis-suppressor 1-like protein. Gene Ontology annotation, molecular function: histone deacetylase binding. The coding region runs from base 134 to 985 and encodes 283 amino acids. Lineage: Eukaryota; Metazoa; Arthropoda; Insecta; Diptera; Drosophilidae. The record is from RefSeq and is a predicted model, not a curated record. Gene Ontology annotation, cellular component: Sin3-type complex. Gene Ontology annotation, biological process: negative regulation of transcription by RNA polymerase II. The transcript has 3 exons.